UUUGCCCUGCUCAGUUGCCGGCAACGCUAUGGACAGGAGGAGCUCACGGUGCUCUCUGCCAGGCUACCCGAGGCCGGGUGUCCUUACGUGCCUUUUGAUCAUGGCAGCUUUUUUCCUGACAUACCCCAUACUCAGGACCCUUAGCCUGAAGCUCCAUUCAGCUUUCACUGGCACCCAUAUAUCCAGCACUUACUCCAUCGUCUUCGUCAACUGUCCCAAUGAGCAAAUUGCUAGAGAUAUGGCAAGGGCUGUCCUGGAUAAGAAGCUGGCUACCUCUGUGAACAUCCUGCCCAAGACAGCCUCACUGUACUUUUGGAAUGGAGAGAUAGAAGAAUCCACUGAGAAUCUGCUGUUAAUAAAGACAAAGACUUCCAAGGUUCACACGCUGUCCGACUACAUCAGGUUGGUGCAUCCUUUUGAAAUCCCAGAAGUCUUCAGUCUUACCAUGGACCAAGGAGAUGAGCGCUAUUUAAAGUGGCUGGAGGAAGGCUUGGCAAAGGACUGACGUGCCCGCAG
Messenger RNA from Sorex fumeus (smoky shrew), 516 nucleotides. RefSeq names its product protein CutA homolog. Gene Ontology annotation, biological process: response to metal ion. Lineage: Eukaryota; Metazoa; Chordata; Mammalia; Eulipotyphla; Soricidae. The record is from RefSeq and is a predicted model, not a curated record. Bases 29 to 505 code for a protein of 158 amino acids. Gene Ontology annotation, molecular function: copper ion binding. The transcript is spliced from 6 exons.